Wyeomyia smithii (pitcher-plant mosquito) is the source of this 3435-nucleotide messenger RNA. RefSeq names its product CYFIP-related Rac1 interactor B. The transcript has 4 exons. The record is from RefSeq and is a predicted model, not a curated record. Gene Ontology annotation, biological process: regulation of actin filament polymerization. Lineage: Eukaryota; Metazoa; Arthropoda; Insecta; Diptera; Culicidae. Bases 1069 to 2043 code for a protein of 324 amino acids. Gene Ontology annotation, molecular function: small GTPase binding.
GUUUUAAACAAAGAGAAUAAAAUAAUGCACUGCCAAACCAAAAUCCAAACGAAAACUGACUGACAAGAGACUCGCAAAUAUUAGUGUUGUUUACAGUGUUUGUUUGUUUAAGAAAUGCCAAGUGUCUGGUGAAAAGUUCACCAAAUUUUAAUUAUUUGUUUCUGUACCUUUAUUAGUGUGAAUAAUGCAAGUGUGACGAAGAUUUUAUUUGCGUUAACUUUGCUUGCAAAGGCCGCGUGUGGCAAAACAAUUUCCCCUCCAACGUGCGUGGCAGUGUGUGUGUUUGCGUACGUUAUCACUAGUGCAGUUCCAUGCAGCAGUGGUAGUAGUAUCGGAGAAGAGAGUUUAAUCAAAAGGAGCAAAAGGAAUAUCGAAAAAUCCACUGCUGAAUGUGACUGUAGCUGUAGAUGUGUAUAGUGCCCUAGACUAGACGGUAGAGCGCGCAGUUUGCUCACACCGCGUUCAGUUGUGUGGUGAUGUUCGCGAAAUAGAGUUGGUGUGGAAGUUUUUUCUACUGGUGCGAUUUGCCGUUUUCUUACUUGCACUAGGUUAGGGGGCUUUUUCGACUGGUGAAUGACUCUGGGCGAUUAGUUGGCAGAAUUUUCCGACGGGAAGGCAGAUGAUCGUGUGAAAGCUGUGCACAGUAGGACCAUCUGUCGGACUGACCUCCUGCCGGAUUCGGGGCAGAAAUCGACGGAUGAAAAUCUGGGCGCGGUGUGAAAACAUUUUUGUGAGACGGUAGCAGCAGCACCAGAACGGGGUACAGAAGAAAAAGAACGGAUUACUUUGUUGGCUAUGUGGGAGGUUUUCUGCUGAUUCUGUGACCGAGCGACAGCAGAGGUUUUAAAUUUCGCGAGUGGUUUUCUAUAGCGAAUUGCGAUUAGUAACAAGCACAAAGAAGAAGCCAACGCGAUAAGCAAAAAGUGAUAUCAGCUACUAAGCAUUCGAAAAAUUGGAUGGUGUUGACAAGUAGCUCAAAGUUAUUCUGUGUUCAAAAAUUCAAGAGCAAUAAUAAUAGUGAAUUGCUUGCCAAAGAGAUCAGACUACACAACAACCGGAUUAUUAGUCAUGGGGAAGUUACUCAGUCUGUUGGCACGCGACGAUUCGACCUGCUGCACACCGAAAACAUACGACGUUUUUCUAGACUUUGAGAAUGCAGCCCCGACGGAUUUAGAACGAGAAGUCUACGAGGAGGUCGACCAUGUCCUGAAACAGUCCGAGAUUGUACUAGACGAGAUCCAGUGUUAUAAGGGUGCCGGCAAAGAAAUCCGCGAAGCCAUCGCAGAUCCCUCCCCGGAAUGCCAGGAGAAGGCAUGGAACAUUGUGAUACCGCUGGUCGAGAAGCUGAAACGUUGCUACGAACACUCGCUCGAGCUGGAACGAAUGGUGCCGAUGCUGCUGGGUCAGCUAGUCGGCGGUCGGCUCAACCCAACGCAACACCUCGAAACGCAGCAGGCUCUCGUGAAGCAACUUGCCGAGAUACUGGAGUUUGUGUUAAAGUUUGACGAGUACAAGAUGAAAACACCCGCAAUUCAGAACGAUUUCAGCUACUACCGACGGAUUGCCAGCCGGCAACGGUUAGAGCAGAGUAACGAACUGAUCGUCACUACCGAACUGGCGAAUCGAAUGUCCCUGUUCUAUGCGCACGCCACCCCAAUGCUCAAGGUGCUCAGCGAAGCGACGUCCAAAUUCGUGCAGGACAACUCCGAUAACGUGGACAACACCACGGAAACGCUCGGCACGAUGGCCAAGGUCUGCCUGCGGAUGCUGGAGAACCCUAAACUCCUAGCGCAGAUCGAACGCGAGGAAACCCACCUGCUACUGCUGCGAGUGAUGGUCGGACUGGUGAUACUGUACGAUCACGUCCACCCGGUAGGCGCCUUUGCGCGUGGGGCUCACGUCGACGUGAAAGGCUGCGUCCGGUUACUGCAAGCUCAGCCCGCUGUUAAGGCGGAACCACUGCUCAAUGCCCUGCGGUACACUACCAAGCAUUUGAACGAGGAAAACACACCGAAGAAUAUUCGGAACCUGCUGGCGGCCUAGGUUUUUCAGGUUUCGUAUUUAACGACAAUGGCGGUUGUGCGUGUGUGUGUGCGUAGUUUUUAUUCUCUACCCACCAUCCGCCACUGCUGCAAUUUAUUUAAAUUAACCGUUUGUUUUAAGUUAUGUCACGAUCCUUUCUUUUGGUAAGGUUUUGUUUUCGUGUUUGUUUUAGAGGAAUAACUUAAAUCGAAUUAACUCGUAAUUAAUCUAAUUUAAUAUCAUAAUUAAAAAGGUUAAGUUAAAGUGAGACAAAGUUUAUCUAGUUAAUAUGAUAACUUAAAUUUACUGUGAAAAUCCCACAAACAGAAUCAAAAUGCAUUUGCAUUAGCGUAAAAAAUGACGAGAACGCGGAUAGAAUAACGUGUUUGUUUUUUCUACUUGCUUUCAUAGAUAAAAGAAUUUCUUAAAAUUAUUACCCUAACGCAGACAAAAAAAAAUUAAAUUUAGAUAAAAUACACUAAAACUAAAAGAAUAUUAAAUGGGAACUAUAUUAUACAGAUGAACAACAAGCUCAUGAAAAUGGUCACCAAAUCACGAUCGCAGAUUUAUAGAAGAAAAUUAAAUUGUCAUCUUUUCUCCAUUUCAUUUCAACCCUGUUAGCUCCUAAAUAAUCAACUGUAAAAAAAUCUAUUAAGCCGAAUACUUCUUGUAUAGCGAUAGAAAAAGCAUAUUUUGAGAUUACCGAAACGUGACUUGGCAACGACAAAAAGCGAAACGCACACUCGAGACACAUUCGUUCUGUUCUGUAUCCAUCUAAUUUUCUUAUCGAAAUUAUCGACUCGGAAAUUUCACAACCAACGAAACAACUACCGGGGCAUUGUAAGUGACAGAUGCUGCAAAACCACAAAUCAAGAUAUAUAACUGAACAACCAACAUGUGUUCCUUUUUUACAAUGUGCAGGGAGAAAUGAAAAAAAUCAUCACCGUUUUGUCACAGCGUUUUAGUACACAACACAAAUAACAGGAUAGCGUGCUUGUAGCGGUCAAAAUUAACUGCACUCGCGUUGUCACAAAGUUUCGGAAGACAAAAUUUACAUCACGAUCGGCGGAUCCGUUGAUCCGCAGCCUAACAUCACAAGAGUCAAAUGAACGCGCCUCAGAUAGAUGAAAUUAGCCACAGACUAGUGAAAUAUGAGAGAAAGAGAACAAAAAAUAUACCGAACCUAACUAAUAAAGCAAACUAUCAUAAUACUAACUAUAAUAAUUGAACCGUUUAUGCAAGGAGGUGCGCGAAAGGUACGGGCGCCUCGCGUUGGGCCAAGUGGGAUGAUUUUUUUUUUUUCGUUUUUUUGUAUGAGAGCCACUUCCUUUGUAAGCUUGGAUGGUCAAAGAUACCAAAGUCAAAGUCAAGAAUAAAAUUCAAACAAUGACGAGAGCGAUUGUUGCCACAGGA